This is a messenger RNA of Xylona heveae TC161, 783 nucleotides long. RefSeq names its product Cu,Zn superoxide dismutase-like protein. Gene Ontology annotation, molecular function: superoxide dismutase copper chaperone activity; copper ion binding. The transcript has 5 exons. Gene Ontology annotation, cellular component: cytoplasm. Lineage: Eukaryota; Fungi; Ascomycota; Xylonomycetes; Xylonales; Xylonaceae. Gene Ontology annotation, biological process: removal of superoxide radicals. The coding region runs from base 1 to 783 and encodes 260 amino acids. The record is from RefSeq and is a predicted model, not a curated record.
AUGACCGUUACGCCGUUUCAGACUGUGUUUGCGGUGCCGUUGAGCUGCGAGGACUGUAUCAAGGAUGUUUCUACGUCGUUGAACAAUAUCCAGGGUAUCAACAAGAUCGACGCAGACUUGAAGCAGCAGUUGAUUUCCAUUGUGGGCACUGCUGCGCCCUCUGCCAUCGUUUCUGCCAUCCAGGCUACCGGCCGCGAUGCAAUCUUGCGGGGAAGUGGUCUUCCAGAUAGCGCCGCAGUAUGCAUUCUCGAAACACAUUCGACAAGCGUCGCCGACAAGGUGCGCGGGAUUGCGCGCAUGGUGCAAGUCUCGCCGACCCUGACCGUGGUUGAUCUGACAAUACGCGGCCUCUCGCCGGGCAAAUACUGGGCGAGUGUGCGGGAGACGGGCGACAUUUCUCAGGGCCCGGCCUCGACAGGCGGCAUCCUGGGGGCGCUGGAAAGUAGUGCUGCUGCUGCUGGUGCCAAAACACAGGGACAAGAAGGUCAAGGUCAGAAGGCACAGCCACGAGGGCUGUUUGGUACCGUGGAGAUUGGCAAGGGCGGAAUGGGCAGUGUGUUUUUCGACCGCCCGAUACAGAUAUGGGAGAUGAUUGGACGGAGUAUGGUCGUGUCCAAGCAGCAGCCCGAGGGGGGGAACUUUGACAAGGAGGACCCAGAUACCCUGGUUGGGGUGAUUGCGAGGAGUGCGGGCGCGUGGGAUAAUGAUAAGACGGUGUGCUCGUGUACGGGCAAGACGUUGUGGGAGGAGCGCAAGGAGCAGGUGGGCAAGGGGAUGAUAUGA